Messenger RNA from Ceraceosorus guamensis, 915 nucleotides. RefSeq lists its product as hypothetical. The record is from RefSeq and is a predicted model, not a curated record. The transcript has a single exon. Bases 221 to 763 code for a protein of 180 amino acids. NCBI's taxonomy places the organism in Eukaryota, Fungi, Basidiomycota, Exobasidiomycetes, Ceraceosorales, Ceraceosoraceae.
ACAACGGUGGAGCGCGGGCAUGCGAUCGAUUGAAGAUUCCCGCGUCACAAUCGUGGCGCCUUCAUUUACAACAUCGACCGCCAUGCUCGCCUCCAGCAAGCCCGUUCAGAUGCUCGCAGUGACUGAGUCGUGGACUGAUAGGUCGCCUCGCAACUACUCAUGUCCCCCGCUCUUCUCUUCUCCGUCAAAGCGUGCUCGCUACCUUCGCAUCUGACGCAAUAUGGCGCCACUGACCUCAAUCGAUAUGCUGCACGCGCGGGUCGUGCUGCUCGAUCUUGACUUGCUCAUUCGCCACUCGACGUCUACGCAAAUGCCGGUCUCACUACGGAACUCCUCCCAUCACCGAAAUCCCUCAGACGUCCCGCUGCGCCAGCUGGCGCCUAUUUCGUCACAACUGAGAGCCCGGGAGUGUGUCACCCAUGUACGAGGGACGUUAAACGCAUCAGUCAAUCUGUCAAAAGAGGCGAAAAGAGGCCUUGUUUGUCACUCACUCACGAGCCAAUCGAGUCUGCAUCAUGGGGCGCGACUCGGAAUUGAAAUAAGCAAGCAGACGCGCUUCGGCUCCGAAGAUUGCGGUCGCAUCUCGGUGCUUUCCCUUGCUUAUUGCGCACAUGACCUUCGAGGUCUUGCUCUGGUCAUCGCGGUGGCUUGUAUAAUGGAGGAUACGUCAGCGGUCAAGGCAGGCCGUGCUGCUUGCGCUCCGGAUCCGUCACUAAGGCGCUCGCGCGCUCGCGCGCUCGAGCUCUACAUGGCUCUCAUAUGAGACUGCUGCCUCGGCGCCCGCCCACCCGGGGGUUUCACGGCCAACUCGUGACUGCCGCGUCCAUGUCCAGUAUCUUUGGGAUCCAUCGAAGCCAUGCCUUGCCGUCACAAGACCUUGUUGCCGCAAUGAAACGUUCUUUUGGUCGAAUCAGG